AUCGCUUUUCCUGCCCUACUCCCGGAACAUUAUUCUUUUCGUAUAUACUUAGUGAAGCCGCCAAAGUGGAGAGUGUCGUUGCAGCGGGGGGUCCUUCUCGUUUCAGCGAGUUCCUGGGGAAAACCCCAGGUUCUGGCGUUCAGAGAUGGCUACCUUCUCGAAGCACUAGACGAGAUGCAAGAUCCCCUCAUGAAAAAGGGCAAAAUGAUUCAAUCUUCAGAAAAGUGAGAGGCAUACUCAAUAAACUGACACCAGAGAAGUUUGACAAACUAUGCCUGGAGCUCCUCAAUGUGGGUGUCGAUUCAAAACUUGUCCUCAAAGGAAUCAUCCUGUUGAUUGUUGACAAAGCCCUUGAAGAGCCCAAGUACAGCCAGUUGUAUGCCCAACUAUGUCUACGCCUGGCAGAGGAUGCACCAAACUUUGAAGACCCAUCAACAGAAAAUCCAGCAACACAAAAGCAGAAUACUACCUUCAGAAGGCUUCUGAUUUCCAAGCUUCAAGAUGAAUUUGAGAACCGCGCCAAGAAUGUUGAACUCUUUGAGAAACAAGAAAGCCCACUCACCACUGAGGAGGAGGAGCAGCGUGCUAUUGCAAAGAUCAAGAUGCUGGGCAACAUCAAAUUCAUUGGGGAACUUGGAAAACUCAACCUCAUCCACGAAUCUAUCCUUCAUAAGUGCAUCAAAACACUGCUGGAUAAAAAGAAGAGAGUCCAACUUAAGGAUAUGGGUGAAGAUCUGGAAUGCCUCUGUCAGAUAAUGAGAACAGUCGGACCUAAGCUGGAUCAUGAAAAGGCUAGGUCUUUGAUGGAUCAGUAUUUUGGCCGCAUGCAAUCCUUAACGACCAACAAGGAGCUGCCAGCUAGGAUUCGUUUCCUGCUGCAGAACACAGUGGAGCUGCGAGCAAACAAAUGGGCACCUCGCAAAGCUCAAGUGGACAACGGACCAAAGACGAUCAAUCAAGUCCGUCAGGAUGCAGUUAAGGAUUUAGGGGUUUUUAUUCCACAACAAACUGAUGGAAUGAGGAAUGAAUUCUUCAUGGAGAACUCCUACCUGCCAACAAGGAUCAAGUUUGACAGAGAAACCCUUGGUGGACUUGCUGAUAUGUUUGGACAGAUGCCUGGAUCUGGCAUAGGUACAGGUCCAGGAGUAAUUCAAGACCACUACUCCCCUACCAUGGGACGUCAUCGCGCAAACCCACACUACAAUGGUCACGUUGCGAACAGUAAUGGUGCACACCAGCCACAGUUUGAAGCCGCCGGCAAGCAGUUCAUCAAACCAAACCAGGGGCAAAAUUCACCAGUUUUCAGCCAUAAACAGAAUCACUCAGUGCAGAUGCAAUCUAAAGAUAUGGCUCCACGCUUCAGCAAAAAAGGGAAAGUCAAUUCCGAUGAGAUCAGUCUGAGACCAGCACAGUCCUUCAUUUUGAGUAAGAAACAAGUGCCAAAGCUACAGCCGCAGAUGACUUUGUUUCCUCCAAGUGCCCAAGGACAGACUCCACAGCUUGGCCUGAAAAUCAACCCUCCUCCUAUUCAGGAAAAACCUGCCAAGUCAAGCAAAAAAGCUCCACCUACAAAGGAAGAGCUUCAAAAGAUGACAGAUACCAUGAUUGCAGAUUACCUGAACAACAAGAACAUUGAAGAGGCAGUCAACGCUGUGAGAGAGAUGAGGGCACCAAAGCACUUCAUAUCUGAGAUGCUGAACAAGAUGGUGGUCUUUUCCCUUGAUCGGUCAGAUGAGGACAAGGAGCUUACGAGCAACCUGAUCCACACACUCAGCACAGACGGUGUUGUCAAUGGUGAAAACCUGAUGCAGGCCUUUUUGAGUGUUCUGGACCUGUGUCCCAAGAUUGAGGAAGAAGUCCCACUGGCCAAGUCCUACCUGGCACAGUUUGCAGCACGAGCGAUCAUUGCAGAGCUGAUCAGCAUUGCCGAUUUGGCCCAUCAUCUGGAGAAUGGCGCACAUUUCCCGCUGUUCUUGCUCUGCCUGCAGCAGAUGGUGAAACUGAAGGACCGCGAUUGGCUGACUGAUCUGUUCCAGCAGAGCAAGGUCAACAUGCAGAAGAUGCUCCCUGAAAUUGACCAGAACAAGGACAGGAUGCUGGAGAUCCUGGAGGACAAAGGGCUCAGCUUCUUGUUCCCACUGAUGAAACUGGAAAAGGAGUUGCUGAAGCAGAUUAAAGUAGAUCCUUCUCCACAGUCCAUUUACAAGUGGAUCAAAGACAACAUCUCACCUAAACUGCACACCGACAAAGGCUUUGUCAACAUACUUGUGACCAGCUUCUUGCAGUACAUCGCUUAUGAGAUCAACCCUGACGAUGACGAAGAGCAGCUUGCAUCACCGAGUAAGGAGCAGCUGGAUGAGGAGAAACAGCUGAUGCUGUCUUUCAAGCCGGUGAUGCAGAAGUUCCUACACGAUCACAUUGACCUGCAAGUCGGCGCGCUGUAUGCCCUGCAGGUCCACUGCAAUGGCAAGGCUUUUCCCAAAGGCAUGUUACUGCGCUAUUUUGUCAACUUAUACGACAUGGAAAUAAUUGAAGAAGAAGCCUUCCUUUCAUGGAAAGAAGAUGUCACCCAAGAGUAUCCAGGGAAGGGAAAAGCAUUAUUUCAGGUGAACCAAUGGCUGACCUGGCUGGAGACGGCAGAAGAGGAGGAGUCAGAUGGCGAAGAUUACUGAGGAACAGGCCUAAGCCAUGUGAUAUCAGGAUGCAAUGAUUUAUUUUUUACUCUGUAAUUUUCUUUGUCUCCUUUUGCUCUCCCCAGUCCUUGAAAGAAAAUUCCCUUGUUGUUUAUAACAAAUUGAAACCACUGUUACAAUUGAUUCCACUCUGAACAGUUUAGCCAGCAUCACCAUCCUAUCGUAUUAAUGCUUUACUUUCUAAUUUUCAUAUAUGAUUCUCUAAAACUGGUGUUUUAUUCAUUUCGAUCAUCUUGGGUUAUGUUUUCUUUAACAGUAGGCAGUAUGGUGCAGGAACCUGUACCAGCACCUAAACCAUCGUGUCACCUUUUACAUCUGGUAGGAGUCACAAAGUGCUGCCAUUAACUGAAACUGUUUACAAAAGAGAAGAAAAAAAAAAACACACAUUGCAAAGAGCCUUGUCUCGUAUUUUUAUCUGCAUUUGUUUAUCAGCUAUUAGAUGCACUUUGCUCAACAUCAUGAGUCGUUGCAAUAGUAAGACACACUUUUCUUGAUUAGUUGGAACAAUCCUAAAUUGCAGUUUUCUUGUGUUUAAAAGCAGACCUUGUUUGAAUAUUCAUAACCUGGAUUUGAAGAUGUCUAACAAUAAUGGCCUGUUUUGAUUUGCAGUGUGAUUUCAGUUACCUGCAUUUUGUUAAAAGAAUCGAGAGCUUUUUUUAUGUAGAAACUUUGUGCUGUUAGGAGUGUAUCUGUGUGGCCUUUUUUUAAUUUAUCAAUUCAUAUGGAUAUACCUCUAAUGUAUCUCGGACUAUACUUGAAUGUCUCGGUUAAAACUUUGAGACAGCCAAAGCUUAGUUUCCUGUGCUACAGUUAUUCACCACCUCGUGUGGAGAUUUUAUGUCUGUUUACCAUAUUUGUCAAGUUUUUAAAUGGUCUUUUUAUUAUCUUCAUGAAAUUAUACAGAAUGCACUGUAUGUGUACACCUAAACCUUAUCUCGGAGCGUCACGGUCAUAUUAAAGUGCAGAAAGUCCAGUGUACAACUACAGAGCAAACUUAAAUAAAGUUUAACGGUUCA
This is a messenger RNA of Labrus mixtus (cuckoo wrasse), 3709 nucleotides long. RefSeq names its product eukaryotic translation initiation factor 4, gamma 2a (gene eif4g2a). The record is from RefSeq and is a predicted model, not a curated record. Gene Ontology annotation, cellular component: eukaryotic translation initiation factor 4F complex. Bases 603 to 2672 code for a protein of 689 amino acids. NCBI's taxonomy places the organism in Eukaryota, Metazoa, Chordata, Actinopteri, Labriformes, Labridae. The transcript is spliced from 19 exons. Gene Ontology annotation, molecular function: mRNA binding; protein binding; translation initiation factor activity.